AUGAGUGAGUUCGGAAGAGACCGCGAUAUAGAUAGAUAUCAAACAGUAGAAGUCUUAGGCCACGGCGCUUAUGGUAGAGUAUAUAAAGCCCGCGACACGGUCACUGGUGCCUAUAUCGCUUUGAAAAGGAUGACAUUAAAUUUAGAAACAGAAGGAGUGCCCACGACAUCUCUACGUGAAGUCUGCUUGCUCAGAGAACUAAACCAUCCAAAUAUCGUUGCAUUAUAUGACGUCGUUAUCACUGACUCCCCACUAAUAAACAAAUUCUUGGGGUUCAGCACAAAAUUUUUUAUGUAAAUUUUAUAUUAUUUGGGUUCCUAAAAUUCCAAAAAUGCAUUUACCCUCAAAUAAUAAGCAAAUUUAUAUAAAUAUUUCGUACUAAACCCCCACAAAUAAUCAAGAAUAUACUUAUUUCUGGGGGGGGUGAGAAAAAGCUCUUUCUGAUAUUUGAAUAUAUUGAAAAAGAUCUCAGAAAGGUCAUGGAAGAGCAGGCUCUGCAAGCUCCACAAAUUAAAAAAAUUAUGCAUCAAUUAAUGAAAGCUCUGUGUUUCUGCCACUCAAGGAGAUUUAUGCAUAGAGAUUUGAAGCCUGAAAAUAUUUUAAUUGAUACCAAUUUCAAUAUAAAAGUAGCUGAUUUUGGGCUUGCUAGGGCUUAUACGAUACCAGGGCGGCCUUAUUCAAAUGAAGUGCAGACGCUAUGAUAUAGAUCGCCUGAGCUGCUGCUGGGGUGUGAAAUUUAUUCAGUGAGUAUUGAUAUGUGGUCAGCUGGGUGCAUAUUUGCGGAACUUGUUACACAUAGGGUAUUAUUCCCAGGGACAACACCAUUUGGGGAGCUUAAUGAGAUAUUUAGAAUAAUGGGGACUCCAACGGAAUCUGUGUGGCCUGGAGUGACGACAAUGAAGAAUUUCCCUCAAAAUCAAGAAAUAUAUCCUGGGAUACCAUUUUCUCAACUAUAAUUAGCCAUGAUGAUUUAAUAAUAAUUAUUCAGAAAUUUUUUGAAAAUGAGGAGAGAUUUAAAAUAUUAAAAAUAAGGCUUAUAUAAAGCAGUAAGGUUAUAUUUAACCAACUCGAUGAAUAUGGAUUAGAUUUACUUUCUAAAAUGCUGAUCAUGAAUCCAGCAUAUUUAAAAAUAGAAAAACGAAUUUUUUGGUCUCCUGGCCGAAAAGUCUUAUUUUGCAUAUUUUAAUUAUAAGGCAUGGUUUCCCUGGUGAAAUUAUCACAGCUAUGUAAGGAAAUAGGGGUGGGUGGUUUUGCAGGGCCCCUAGGGAUACUAUUUUCCAGAAGGGUACCAUCUAACCCAGGUGAUGGAGACUGGGACCUCUAGGGUGCCUGAAAGACCAAACUCUUAGACUGGCAUCCUUAUCGUGAAUCAAAGUCAAGACAGCCACAUUUUUGCGGGCCAGAGAAAGAAUUUUGAAUGCCUAAGAGUGGUUUUGGAGGCUGCUAUCGUAGCCUAAAACCUGAUAUUAGAUUUUUAACUUAAUAAACUAAUUUAAUUUGAUUGAACAUGAAUCCAGCUCAACGAAUCUCAGCUAAGCAAGCGCUAAAUCAUCCUUAUUUUGCUGAUGUCGAAGAAAAUUAA
This is a messenger RNA of Blepharisma stoltei, 1582 nucleotides long. The record is from the annotation of a GenBank genome assembly. Lineage: Eukaryota; Ciliophora; Heterotrichea; Heterotrichida; Blepharismidae.